AUGGCUGAGCAAAGAAAAUUAAAGGAUAAUUUUCAAUCAGCUGUAAAUUCUUCUAUGCAUGAAGCAAAUGAAAAGAAUGAAGAAGAACAGGAACUGAACGAAACAGCAAAAGCUGACAAAAUGAACGAGGCAAGUAGUGGCACAAUUAAAAAUAGUAAACCAAGCAAUACAGAUGAUAUUAAGAUGGAAGAUAAAGAAAUUGAUAAUACUAUGGAAUUGAAAAAAAAUGAAUCUUCAAAUGCUGAAGUAAAUAUAUUUGAGGACGCAAAAGAAUAUGAUGAAAAUGAAGGCGAAAUUGCAAAAAACCAAAAUACAAAUAAUAAUAAUAAUAAUUCAAAUAAAAAUUCUGAACAUAAUAACAAAGAUAAUGAAAAACAAAUAUCAUCAGAUCUUGAAUGCGUAAUUUGUAUGAAGCUUUUAAUAAUGCCUGUGACCAUACCUUGUGGUCAUAAUUUUUGUAGAGAUUGUUUAGAGAAAGCAAAAGAAUAUAAUGAUACAUGCCCAUUAUGUAGAUCACAUAUGGGUGAUAAACAAAAUGUAAAUAUAUUAUUAGCAGAACUAAUAAAAGAAAAAUAUCCAAAAGCAUAUGCAAAAAGAUUAAAAGAUAUCGAAAUUCUAAAAAUUGAAAAAGAAAAAAAAGUAUUGAAAGAAAGAUUUGAGGCUAUUAAAAAUUCUUCUAUGAUCCCCAUCUUUAAAGCCCCAUUAUCAUUUGGCCCAUAUUUUCCUGGAGAAAUUUUUCAUAUAAAUAUUUAUAAUAAAAAAUUUUUAGAUCUUGUUGAAUUAAUAUCUAACGAAGGUAUAUUUGCUAUUACCUCUAAUAAUAAUAAACACAAUGACAAAAUGUAUGGUAUUCAUGUUAAAAUUUUAGAACGAUGUAUCACUACUCAAGCAUUUAUAGUUAAAUGUAUUGCUAACUAUAGAGUUAUUUUAUAUAAUAUAAUAUAUUUUAGCCAAUAUGAUUAUGAUAUAGCUAGCCAUUCACCUUUAUUCGAUGAAUCGAUUCCUGUAAAUUUUUUUGAUUAUAAUUUAAGUCUCCGCUUAGAUGUAACUGAUUCUGAAUCUAAAACAGUUACAUCUCAGAUAAAUACAUCUAACAAUAACUCAUCUACUAUUUCUUCUACAAAUAAUGACAAUAUUAGAUGCCGAAAAGAAUCAAGAUAUAGCUUUAUUGACGAAGAAAUAAUAAAAUUAGAUGCAUUAAAAAAAUUAUUAAAUAAAAUUGAAGUUGAAGAUGAUAUAAAAUCCAUUUCAUUUUAUUAUGAGCAAUAUAAAGAAAUUGUUUAUAAUGAAAAAGAUAAAACUGCUACUACAACCCAUGCAGAUAUUAAUAAUCCUAUAUACGCUGCACAAAAAUAUUAUUCUUGUAUUAUUUUUUCAAGGAUAUGUUUAUUAUGUAUAAAAUAUCAAUUAAACCGUUUUGGAAAUGCAGGAUUCCGGUUAUUUAAUUCAAAAUUUAGAAAUAUAAAAUUAACAUCAUCGGAACCAUCAAAUGCAGAAUUAGAAAAUUUUUCUUUUUCGUUAAGUAGUGCUAUUAUAUCUAGAUCUAUACAAAAAUGGACAUGGUUUAAAACAACAAAUACUACUGAAAGAUUAGAAAGCAUAACACAAUAUUUUUUAAAAAAAAAAAAUAAAAGUAUUCUUGCUCUUGAUAAUUCACGAUCUCCUAUUAUUCAUAGGCUUUUUAUGUUAGAUUCCAUUACAUCUUCUUUAUUAAUCCUUGUAUUUAUUUCUUUUGUUGUCUUUGUAAAAUAUUUUUUUUACUACAAUACAUAA
Molecule: messenger RNA, 1773 nt
Organism: Plasmodium vinckei vinckei
Lineage: Eukaryota; Apicomplexa; Aconoidasida; Haemosporida; Plasmodiidae
Product: RING zinc finger protein, putative
Exons: 1
Coding region: 1-1773 (590 amino acids)
Source: RefSeq, a predicted model, not a curated record